AUGGGAAAUACCGAACUUGCAUUUCAGGACCUCAAUAAUGCCAUCAAUUUGAGUGAUGGUAAAGGACUGGUCGCUCGACAGGCCUACUGUCAACGCGGACUCAUUCAGUUGCUUAACAACAAACAAACUGAAGGUAUUGAAGACAUGGAAAUAUCGGCCAAAAUGGGCAAUGAGUUUGCGAAAGCACUGGUCGUCCAAAUGAAUCCAUACGCAGCCCUCUGUAAUCAAAUGCUCAGAGAUAUGAUCGACAAGUGCCGCAAAGGCGACCAAUGAAUCUCGUAUCUCACAUACAAUUAUC
Messenger RNA from Medioppia subpectinata, 298 nucleotides. NCBI's taxonomy places the organism in Eukaryota, Metazoa, Arthropoda, Arachnida, Sarcoptiformes, Oppiidae. The record is from the annotation of a GenBank genome assembly.